Thlaspi arvense is the source of this 1674-nucleotide messenger RNA. NCBI's taxonomy places the organism in Eukaryota, Viridiplantae, Streptophyta, Magnoliopsida, Brassicales, Brassicaceae. The record is from the annotation of a GenBank genome assembly.
AUGGCGUCAUCAACGGCUCUGAUUUGCGAGACCGCGGCGUGGAACGAUUUGAAGGGGCAUGUUGAAGAUAUUAAGAAGACUCAUUUGCGUGAUUUGAUGAGUGAUGCCAAUAGAUGCCAACAGAUGAUGUUGGAAUUUGAUGGGCUGCUCUUAGAUUAUUCUCGACAGUGUGCAACUGUUGAGACAAUGAACAAGCUUUUGAACUUGGCAAAGGCUGCAAAGUUAACAGAGAAGAUCAGCCGCAUGUACAACGGGGAGCAUAUUAACAGUACGGAGAACAGGUCGGUUCUUCAUGUGGCUCUCCGUGCUCCAAAGGAUGCAGUUAUUAAGACUGAUGGAAAGAAUGUGGUUCCAGAAGUGUGGAGCGUUUUGGAUAAGAUCAAGGAAUUUUCCGAGAAAAUUCGCUCUGGUUCAUGGGUUGGAGCUACUGGCAAACCGCUAAAAGAUGUCAUUGCAGUUGGUAUUGGUGGUAGCUUCUUAGGUCCACUUUUUGUGCACACUACUCUCCAAACAGAUCCGGAAGCUGUAGAGUGCGCCAAAGGACGCCAGCUGCGAUUCCUUGCAAAUAUUGAUCCUGUUGAUGUUGCUAGAAAUGUCAAUGGACUGAAUCCAGAAACUACCCUAGUUGUGGUGGUCUCAAAAACAUUUACAACGGCUGAAACAAUGCUGAAUGCUAGGACAUUGAGGGAGUGGAUUACAACUUCUCUUGGGGCUCCGGCUGUUGCAAAACACAUGGUUGCUGUCAGCACUAAUCUUGCGUUAGUGGAGAAAUUCGGUAUUGACCCGAACAAUGCAUUUGCAUUUUGGGACUGGGUUGGUGGAAGAUAUAGUGUUUGCAGUGCCGUUGGAGUCUUACCUCUUUCUCUACAGUAUGGCUUCUCCGUGGUUGAGAAGUUUUUGAAGGGAGCUUCAAGCAUUGAUCAGCAUUUCCAAUCAACACCGUUUGAGAAGAAUAUACCCGUGCUAUUAGGCUUGUUGAGUGUAUGGAAUGUAUCAUUUCUUGGAUAUUCUGCCAGGGCCAUCUUACCUUACUCUCAAGCCCUUGAGAAAUUUGCUCCGCACAUCCAACAGGUCAGUAUGGAGAGUAAUGGAAAGGGAGUCUCAAUCGAUGGUCUACCUCUCCCCUUCGAGACUGGUGAGAUUGAUUUUGGUGAGCCUGGAACGAAUGGUCAACACAGCUUUUACCAACUAAUUCACCAGGGACGCGUAAUCCCUUGUGAUUUCAUUGGCACUGUGAAGAGUCAGCAACCUGUGUACCUGAAGGGAGAGGUUGUCAAUAACCAUGACGAGCUCAUGUCCAACUUUUUCGCCCAGCCUGAUGCUCUCGCAUAUGGAAAAACACCUGAACAGUUGCAGAGAGAGAAUGUUUCAGAAAAUCUCAUUCCUCACAAGACAUUCUCCGGAAAUCGACCUUCUCUUAGCCUUCUACUUCCAGAAUUGAGUGCAUACAAUGUUGGCCAGUUGUUGGCAAUCUACGAACACAGAGUCGCCGUUCAAGGCUUUGUGUGGGGUAUCAAUUCAUUUGACCAGUGGGGAGUUGAGCUAGGGAAAGUUCUAGCUACUCAGGUGAGGAAACAGCUUCAUUCAUCACGUACUCAAGGAACCGCUCUCGAGGGAUUCAAUUUCAGUACCACGACGCUUUUGAAACGAUACCUCGAGGUAAUAAUGUCUUAA